Messenger RNA from Saprolegnia diclina VS20, 1239 nucleotides. RefSeq lists its product as hypothetical. The record is from RefSeq and is a predicted model, not a curated record. Lineage: Eukaryota; Oomycota; Saprolegniomycetes; Saprolegniales; Saprolegniaceae. Gene Ontology annotation, cellular component: lysosome. Bases 28 to 1191 code for a protein of 387 amino acids. Gene Ontology annotation, molecular function: cysteine-type endopeptidase activity. The transcript has a single exon.
GGACGAUCUCACUUCGUCCUGCUCAGCAUGCGCUCCCUCUGCUUGCUCACGAUUCUUCUCUCGGUCACACUCGCUACCCUCAACAUCUCGGACGACGAGCGCCAUGAGCUCUCGCGUGACUUGACGCUCUGGCAAAAGAAGUUUGGCCACGACGACCACGUGCGCGCGGCCAUGAAGCUGGUGCGAGGAACCUUGACGACCGACGACCUCCUCCGGCGCUUGAAGGCGACCAAGGACCAGCUCCCGACGAUACGUGCGGCCAACCCGCACGCCACCUUUAGCCACUUGACCAAGUUUGCGCUGCUCACGGACAGCGAGUUUGCGCGGUUCGUAUCGGGAUCUGCGUCGGUCGUCACGCCGUUGCCUGCUGCACCGGCAUCGACCAAUCGAUCGAAUCGCAGUGCAACUGUCAGCGGGAACGCCUACUCGGUCGACUGGACUACACAGUCGAUUUGCGUGCCGCCCGUCAAGUUCAAAGGCAACUGCGGCAGCAACUGGGCGAUCGUAGCGGCAGCAGCCGUCUCGUCCACGCACUGCCUCACGACGGGCGACGCCAUCAACCUCUCGGCGCAACAGGUCUUGGGCUGCUCGUACCCGGGCGGCACCGACGGCUGCAAAGGCGCUGGCUUUGCGCAGCAUGCGAUGCAGUGGCUCGUGUCGCAUUCGGACGCGUUGUGCAGCGAGUCGGCGAUCCCGUACACCUCGGGCGAGACCGGGUUGGCGCCGUUUUGCAGCGACAGCACCAAGUGCGCCGGGGCUUUUGCGCUCCAGGCCGGCCCGAUCGUUAAUCUGCGGGGCGAAGCCGCGCUCACAAAGCAGCUCCAGUUGCAGCCCGUCGUUGCGUUCGUAGCGACGCCCAACCAUAUAUGGAAGUCGUACCGGGGCGGCAUCGUCACGUGGUGUCCGCCGACGGUGUACGUCGACCAAGCCAUGCUCGUCGUCGGCUAUGGCACCCAUGAUGCUGGCUUCAACAACAAUACCUUACUCCCUUUUUUCAAGCUGCGCAAUACGUGGGGCACCAACUGGGGCGAGCGCGGCGACAUUCGGAUCUUGCGCGGUGAAGGCAACGACGAAGGCAUAUGCAAACUCGCCGCGAACCUUGUCUACUCGACGCUUCCGCCAAUGGGCGCCAGCAAGGCGACGCUUCCGCCAAUGGGCGCCAGCAAGGCGACGCUCCCUCACCAACCAUAGUCAUCGACCUGACAUGUGCGUGCCACGUAGGACGUUGUAGUUUAGUCG